This is a messenger RNA of Aedes albopictus (Asian tiger mosquito), 1213 nucleotides long. RefSeq lists its product as uncharacterized. The transcript has 3 exons. The coding region runs from base 332 to 1144 and encodes 270 amino acids. The record is from RefSeq and is a predicted model, not a curated record. Lineage: Eukaryota; Metazoa; Arthropoda; Insecta; Diptera; Culicidae.
GUUCCAAUUAAUACUUUCUUUUUCUAUCUAUAGUGUUCUUUGAGUGCUUCCAUUCGAUAUUAUUUAGCCAGAUUUUCUGCUCAUUCUGAAUACCAUCCUGCAUUUGGGACAGCUAGAUUCGAGCUGUAUAGACUUAGUCCUAUUGGAUUCGACUUGUACAUUUCCAAUUGGAAUUCUUUCUUUUUUAUAAACAAAAACAAAUCCAGUCAGAAGAACGUCUCAUGCAUAUAUAGACGGUGACUCGCGUACGCAAGGUACCACUGAACUUAAAACUUUGCGCGACUGAUCUUUGCGUAAAUAUCCUGUCUCUAUGAUACUCGCUUAGUGAACCAUGGAUCCCUUUGAGUACCAUUUCUGGAACCAAAUCGAAAAACUGGUGGGACCCGUCCCGGAGAACAUCAAACACCUGCUGCAGUUUUCCUGCUUCUGCAACUCCUCCAUAGCCGAUCUGGACGACGAGUUGAUCGACCAGAUCGAACAGGAGGCUCGCACUAUCCCCAAUGUGCUACGCAUAUCCACGAAUGAAAAACUGAUGAAGAAAUACUUCGGAGUGUACUGCCAUACGCCGAGCGAGUUCCGGUUUCGGUCCGGCGAACGACGCAUGAUGAAGAACAUAGCGUUGGCCGUGCGACGGAAAGGCCUGGACAGCUUUAUUCAAUCGCUGCGGACCACCGUUCAUCACGUUACAGAGCCACCACCCCGACCAGUCGUUUGUCCGCAACUGCAGAACUACGACCCACAGACCUUGCGGCAGAUGUUGAGGGAGAAGGUUCUGAACGCUGUCACCAACAACCAAGCGGAGAUCCUACCGGACUACCUGAAAGUCAUUCAGGACAAUCUGGACAUUCAGGUCGUGAUGGAGCAGGGUAUCCCCGAUGCGUACGUCUUCUGCCCGUUGUGCAGUACGAAGGCAAAACUAUCGAAAGAUCGAACCGGAAACAUUAUAGUUUCCAAUUAUACGCUUCACGUGCGCAAGUAUCACGGGUUCGGGCCGAUUAGUCAUAGCGUGAAGCGGAAAGCCGAGGAUUAUGGUCCGGCGGAGUAUAUUCCCGAGCACAUAAUGGACCCGAUGAUCAAGGAAGAACCGGACACCAGUGGAUAUGAGCAAAGUUCCUCGUCUUCGAAUCCGUAUUAUCCUAUCUAGAUUUGUAUUAUUUUAAGCUUGGAAAUUAUAUUAUUAUUCAGUCGAUGUCGUCCAUGCAUACCACGAAAA